Molecule: messenger RNA, 1231 nt
Organism: Trichobilharzia szidati
Lineage: Eukaryota; Metazoa; Platyhelminthes; Trematoda; Strigeidida; Schistosomatidae
Source: the annotation of a GenBank genome assembly
AGAAAUAUACCAGAGAAAUACACUAACCGAGAAUAACACCACGACAUACUGAAACAAAUUACGGAAUAUCUCCAAAAACCGCUCGAUUAUUAAUUUAAUCAUUAUUACUAUUAUCAUUACUAUUAUUAUUCUUCUUAUUUAUUAUGGCCGAUACAUCUGCGACACAGAAUGAUGAAGCAGUCAAAGAAACAGCAAAGCAAUUCAUACCGAUGACAUUCACAAAGGACGAGGUGAAAGAAUUCACACAACUACUAAUCAAAUACAAGAAUAUGUUGAGGGAUGGAGAAAGAAGUCAGCCAUCACUGCUGAUGAAGAGAAACAUGUGGAUGCAAUUCUCAGAAUAUCUGCACUCGAAGGGAUAUCCGAGACGACACUGGACUCGACUCCGUUAUAAGGGACAGAAAAUGCUGAGAAAGCUGAAUCUCACCAUGACAGACAGACAGGACACAGUGUGUCCCGAUACUCCGAAGUCUUCUGAAUCCGCCACUAUUCAUCACGUGGCGGUCAGUGUUAAUGGAGAUUCCCAUGUGAGUGGUCAGUGCACUUCGGUAGGCAAUGUUGACUCGAGUGUUCGUCAAUUGAGUCUGCCGUUACUGACUCCCUCACCAUGUGUUUGGAUAUCACCGAGACCCCACAUCAAUUCGACGCCUUCUACGGUCUCCACUGACACGAAUCCUUCAAACACGAUGGGUCUGAGAAUCUUGAACGUCUACUCAAUAGCUCCUAUUCCCCAGAAUUUGUGUGUUCCAAACGACUCAGUGGAGAAGACUGUGAAUCGUACGAAUAAGAGCGACGCGUUGGCUGAUGGAGUUCGAGCACACAGUGGAGUGGAUGAAUCUGUGAGUGUUUCGAAUGGUGUUGGUGAGGUGAAGGGUUGUGGUGUUGGCGAUGUGGGAGUUGGUGAAGGGUGUGUUGGAGGAGGUGGUUGUGGCGUGAGUGAGACUAUUGAUUUGUCGUUGUCGAGUGAUGAUGAGGAGAGUUGUGAGGAGAUGGAUGUGAAUGGAGUUGGUGAUGAUGUAGUGGGGAAUGGUGAUUCAAGUGACCGGGGUUAUAGAUCUGAAGAUGGCGAUGUGGAUGAUGGUGAGAGAAGACGACGUUUGGCUUUGCUGUUUGAGAAGCAGAUGAGACAUCUGGAUUUGAAGAUUGAAGUUCUGGAAAUGAAGAAACGCUAUUGGUGUGAGAAGAUGAAUUCAAUAUCGGGAUGUUGAAGCCAGGCUGAGGAAGUAUGCUC